Xyrauchen texanus (razorback sucker) is the source of this 13625-nucleotide messenger RNA. RefSeq names its product sacsin-like. Lineage: Eukaryota; Metazoa; Chordata; Actinopteri; Cypriniformes; Catostomidae. The transcript has 8 exons. The record is from RefSeq and is a predicted model, not a curated record. Bases 1 to 12891 code for a protein of 4296 amino acids.
AUGGCGGCGCAGUCUUAUGGGACGAUGACCGACAUGAGCAUGCUGCAAGGAGACUGCAAAAGCAUAAAAAUGAGUUCAGCAUCAAAGCACAAGAAGAAAAGAAAAAAUAAAUUUGGUGCCACGUCCCCCCCAUUUAUUGAUUACUUGAAAGAGAUUUUGAGAAGGUACCCAGAUGGGGGACAAAUAUUAAAGGAGCUGAUACAGAAUGCAGAUGAUGCAGGAGCUACAGCUGUGGUGUUUAUUCAUGAUGAGAGACAUUAUGGGACUCAAAGCCUGUGGGGUGAAGAGCUCAGAAAGUAUCAAGGACCUGCUCUCUAUGCCUUCAAUGAUGCAGCCUUCACAGAAGAAGACUGGGAAGGAAUUCAGAGAGUUGGUAGAAGCAUCAAGCAGGAUGACCCAACAAAAGUUGGCAGAUUUGGGAUUGGCUUCAACUCUGUCUAUCAUAUUACAGAUUUGCCAAGUGUAUUUAGCUCCAAACACCUUGCCAUUUUUGACCCACAAAAGAUGAUGUUUGGAGAUGAGCAGGAAGGCUAUCGAUGGUCAUUAGAUGAUGAAGAGGACAGAGAAAGUCUUUUGAACAUGAGAGAUCAAUUUCAGCCCUUUCAGAAUAUUGUCAGUCAAGUCAAUAAUUGCUCCUGGGAGAAGGUCAUCAGAGAGGAUCAGUACUUAAAAGGAACCCUCUUUCGUUUCCCUCUGCGUAAUGAAGCUUCUGAGAUCUCAGAUAACUUAUAUGACUCCAAGAAAGUUACAGAACUUUUUGACAGUUUCAUUGCUGAUGCAGACAUAAGUCUUCUUUUUCUGAGAAAUGUGUCAUCCAUUACUUUGCUGCAUAUUGACACCAAUGGCUCAUGCAAAGAAAGACUAAAAGUUUCAGUGUCAAGUCACUCGGUAUCUCAUCAUAAUCAGAAGUUGCAUGUCCAGCAGGAAUCUGUGGACAGAAAAACGUGUUUCAAAACUGUAUCACACAUAUCCCGGCAAAUGGAAGAAACAAAGUUACAGUGGCUUGUGGUCCCUUGUCUUCUGAAAAAAGGAUGUAUACCAGAGAUUGACUCUCUAGCCAAUAAACUAAGCUUCUACCCUCAAGUUGAUGUAGCAUUUCAAUUAGAUGAAGACAGAUCGCUUUGCAAUGGACGACUAAGUUGCUUUCUGCCCCUUUCAAACAAUGAAUCAAACAAAACUGGGCUUCCUGUUCACAUCAAUGCUUGCUUUGGCCUGACAGACAAUCGGAGGUACAUCAAGUGGCAAGAGGAGGAUCAGAAGAACGAUGAGGCUGCAAUGUGGAAUGAGCUUCUUAUAAAAGAUGUUCUUCCUAUUGUAUAUCUAAUGAUGAUCCUAGAUGCUAUUCAGUUGUCCAGAAGCUCAGCCCUGCCUGCUGCCACUGUGUACAAUCUUUGGCCUGACCUGACCAAGACUGUACACACAGAUAGGUGGCAUAAAGUUGCAAAGGACACCCUGAAGCGUCUGUUUCAAUGUGAGAUCUUUCAUCUUGCCGAUAAUGAGAAAAUCUGGGUGUCUCCCUCAGAUGCAGUUUUUCCAGACAACACUUUAUGUAGUGACACACUGACUGCAGUGUCAAGAUUAUUGAUUGCAAAGGGGGAGAACCUUGUCAAAGUCCCAGAACAUGUUUUGAAAGAUGUUGAAGAAACAUUUGCUGGAAGUGAUACCUUGAAAAGAGUGACCCCAUCUUUUGUUAGAGAUGUCCUUCGUAGAAGUGAUGUGGAAAGCUUCAGGAAAGAUGAUAAAUAUUCUCUUCUUCAAUUUGUGCUCAGUGAUGAGAAGUACACCGAGCUACAAGGUCUUAAGCUUCUGCCACUCAGUGAUGGAACCUUCACUUCACUUAGCAACAAAGAGCAGAACACUGUUCUAAUUGACAAUGAGAGGUUUCCAAGAACAUUGCUGCCAUUUUGUAAAGAAAGGUUUUUACCUGACGAUCUGAGCCAUAUUUGCACAAUGCACCUAAGGAAACUUGCAUCAAACAGCAAAUAUAACAUAAUCAAUUUGGAUGCAAAACACGUCAUUGCGCUCAUCAAGAAGCACAUACCCAUGGACUGGAGAGAGAACCAAGGUCAUGUGACAUGGAAUCCAGCAAAAGAUAAUCAUCCACCUAAGAGCUGGCUGGCUGAAUUCUGGAAGUUUCUAAGCACUGAAUUGGAGGAGUUAAGUGACUUUAGUGGAAUGCCUUUAAUACCUCUGGAGCCACUCCAAAAUUCGGGCAAUUCGAUAUUGUUAGCCAGGUUGCAAAGGAACACCACUUUAAUCUUUCAGAGUAGCAGGGGGUCCAUCUUGUCAGAUCAUGUUCAGAAAGUGGUAAAGAUGGUGGGGUGUACAGUCAUAAAAAGAGACGAGUGUCUCAGACAUCAUGACAUUGAGAGUUACGUUCUUCCAGCUUCACCAAAAAAUGUCCUACAGGUUUUGAUGAACUCAGCCAGAGAUCAUGUCAUCAAACACAUUGCCUCUGCAUCACUACAUGAAAAAGAAGAGUUUAAAGUGUACCUCUCUUCAUUGGAUUCUCUCUCAAAUGCUGAACAGGAAUUGCUUUCUUUGUUACCAAUCUUCAGGCUGAUGUCUGGGAAAUAUAUUGCAGCUAAAUCAAAGCAGGCAGUUGUUUUAACCACCAAUCCAGCCAUUCCAAAAGAUCUGCCCAUGCCUGAGACCAUUGUACAGUGUGCGAAUGAAACUGAUCGCAGACUUUUGACUCUUCUUAAUAUUGAACUGUUGGAUGCAGCUAAGGUGGCUAUUCAUUUGGUUGAUUGCAUAAAGACAGCCUAUUUCCGAAAAGAUGAGGAACAGACAAUAAUGAGCUGGAUACUGAAUCACGGUUGCAUUCUACUCUCACAAAGUGAGAUGCUGCUCACAAAAACUAAAGAUCUCAAUUUUAUUCAGACCACUCAGGGAGAACACAAACAAGCCUCAGACGUUUUUGAUCCCAGAAACAAGACAUUCCAAGAUCUAUUCGAGGCAGAUUUAUUCCCCCCACCUUUUUACACAAAGAAUCAAGAAAUGCUCCAGAGCUUGCAGCGCCUUGGCCUGAAGACAGAAGAAAAAGAAAUAUCAACAGCAAACAUACUCCAAGUCAUGAAACAUAUUGAAAAUCUUCGUAUCUUCUCACCAAAUAAGGCACUCAAAAAAGCAGAUACUCUUGUUAGAGUAUUGAAUGUGAAUGAUUUACUUUCAAAACUCUCUAUUACAGAGAGAAGAGAGGUAAUGCAAAUGCAAUGGGUACCCUGUGAAAAUCCAAAGUCUCAAAAGAGAUGUCUCUAUAAACCAGAUGAAGUAAGGGAUAUCAAAUAUUCGGCAAUUGUUGGAUAUGUAAUGCCACUUACCUCUGAGCUAACACCGAGUGUCUGCAAACAUCUUGGUCUUUAUGACCCUCCUCCUGCUGAAAAGGUCUUGGAGAACCUGUCUGUACUGGGAUCAAUUUCAGCUGACAUGGUCAAUCCAGAUUCAGAUUUCCAGUUUAAAACCAAGUUGCACAAUAUUUACAAAUACAUGCAAGACAACAUGGGAAAUUUCAGAGAGGCUAUGAAUGCAAAAUGCAUCCCCUUGCUAUGGAAUCAAAUAGAGUUUGUCGCUCCAAGAGACAUAGUUUUAGCCUAUCCAUCUGAAUUGGAUCUGAGCUCCUAUAUCAAGAAAGUGCCUGAAGAGUUUUUGAAGUAUGAAAAGAUGCUAAGGGAAUUUGGUGUAAAGGAGACACUGUCUGAUGAGGAGAUUGAAGAAGUACUCCAUGACAUACAACAAAGAAUUGAUGACAGGGAUCCACCUUAUGGAGACUCGACAGAACUCAAAGUGUCAAUAGCCAUUCUUGACUGGAUGCGAAAAAAUGAAAAGUUUUUAAAGGAUGAUACCCCUGUGCCUGUCAUGGCAGAAAACAAAAGCUUUACUUUGCAGUCUUUGUCCAAAACAGUCUUCUGUGACAUCAGUGCUGAAGGAUUGGAUGACCUGAAACAAGACAACGAGGAAUUCUAUGUUAUUCAUGAGGAAGUACUACCCCUUACUGCAAGGUGGUUGAAAAUACCAUUUUUAAGUACCCGCAUCUUAAAACCACAGUUCAUAACAACUGAUCAAGGAUCCUUUGGUAUAGAACAAUGUGGGCAGUCAGAGCCAAUUACGCAAAGAAUUAAGAACAUUCUUAAAGAGUAUGAUGAGGAAAGUGACAUUUUCAAAGAGCUCAUACAAAAUGCUGAAGAUGCAGGAGCAAGCACUUGUAAAUUCCUCCUGGACUUCAGAAAACACAGAGACCCACCUGAAACCCUCAUUGAUGAUGGAAUGGCCAUCUGCAAUGGACCAUGCCUUUGGAUCUUCAACAAUGAGCUCUUUUCAGAAGAAGACUGGACAAACAUUGUCAAAGUGGGAUCAGCAUCAAAGGAAAGCAAAGUUGAGAAAAUUGGGAAGUUUGGGCUUGGAUUUAAUGCAGUUUACCAUGUAAGCGACAUUCCCUCUAUUUUGAGUGGGAAAAGCCUUCUCAUUCUAGAUCCAAAUGUCACCCAUUUGGAGAAGCACAUAGUCAGCAAAGGAAACCCUGGAAUUAAACUUGACCCAUUCCAGGAACGUCUCUACAAAAGGUUUCCUGGACAGUUCAAGUCUUAUGAGGGCAUUUUUGAUUGUGAUCUGUCAGUACAAAACAGCAAGAAAACGUACAAUGGCACUUUGAUUAAAUUACCAUUUCGCACUGUGGAGGAGGCAAACAAGUCAGAGAUCAGUGCAAAGGUAUAUGACGAAGAGCGAAUUAAAGGUUUUAAACAUUAUUUGACUGAAAAUUCACAAACUCACCUACUGUUUCUAAAGAACAUUAUGUCUAUGUCACUUCAAAUUGUCCCUGAAAUUGCAUUCACUCCUCCACUGGAUGAUCAGAUUCAGACUAGUCUCAAAUUGUCUAGAGAAGUCAUGAAUUCAUUUGCUGUCUCAAAUGACACACUUAUCCAAGAGAUCAAGGGGACCUUCAUGAAGGGUGAUAUCACAUGCCACAACAUAAUUGACUAUAGUAGGGCACAGCUUGUUAAAAUAGUUCAGGAUAACCAAGAGGGAUCGCUUACCCAGUACUGGCUUUUGUACUCUUGUUUUGGGACACAGGAUUCUUUGCGAAUGUUCCAGAGAAGAAAUGAACAUGAACAUGUGUUUUCUUUACCAAUUGGAGGUAUUGCUGUACCUUUACUUAGAGAAACACAAACUAAUGUGUGGUCCCCUAAUGAAAGCCUAUUUGGCCAGGCUUUUUGUUUUCUUCCUCUUCCAAUUGAGACAGGUCUUCCAGUCCAUGUCAAUGGCACUUUUGCUGUCACUUCAAAUAGGAAAGGACUAUGGGGGAAAGGAUUAAAGUCUGAGUGGAACAACGCCUUACUUAAAGAUGCUGUAACUUCUGCUUACAUCACUACCCUGCUUGAGCUGAAAAAAAUGGCACAAAAUGGAAAUCUCCAGAACUAUCCCUUCUACACAUUCUGGCCUAGAACAGAGAAAGUCAGUGAAACAUUUUUACCCAUGGUUAAGUCUUUCUACUCUGCAAUUGCACAGAAUGACAAUGGGAAAUCUCUGGAGCUUUUCAGUAAUGGACAAAAUUGGUGUUCUAUGGACAAGGCCAGAUUUAUGAAUACAAAAAUUGAGGAGAGCAGAGCAGUUGGAAAUAUUGCCAUGAAAGUGUUCUUGAAUAUGGGAGAAUCAGAUUCCUGUGUUGUUUCACUUCCAUCCUGGGUAAGAGAGAGUUUCAGUCAGUGUGGCUUCAAAGAAAUGAUAAAACAGAAAACAAUGAACUGGCCUGAGUUUUAUGAAGUUGUUUUGAAGAACUUGAGUGUCCUGGACACACACAGCAGAAAUGUUCUUGUGCUAAAUGCAAUUGACUUGAAUGAUCCUAUUGUUGAUGACCUGCUAAAAGGGUGCCCUUGCAUUCCUACACAGAGAUGUAAGGAGCUUCAAUUCAUCAAGCAAGUUGUGAAUCCUUCUGGUAAGGUGGCUUGUUUGUACGAGCUUGAAGAAGGAUGCUUUGUUGAAGGGACUGAAACUGACUUCCUCUCACCCAAAAGGAUUCAACGGCUUUCAGGUUUGGGAAUGCUGAAUGACCGCCUCCCAUUCGAGGACAUCAUAGACAGAGCAGGGAGAGUAUCCAGAGACUGGCAACAUGAUAAAUCAAAAUGUCUUAAACGUCUUCAGUGUCUCAUUGAGUCAAUAAAGGACUCUUCAGAAGAUGUUAAUUCUCAGCGCUGGGUAUUACUAUCUCAAAUAUCAUUCCUCCCAGCUGUAGCUCCUUUAGUUCAGCAAAACAAGAAUGUCACCAUUCCUAAAAAACCAGCUGAAGUUUACAUUGACAAUUGCCGCAAUUUAGUAAGCAUGACUGAAUUCACAGUUGAUCAUUCAAACCUUCAAAUACACAAUAUGGAUCCCAUUCUCAAAACAUUGCGAGUACAGACAAAUCCACCAGUUGAAACAGUGCUUCAGCAGCUGUUAAAAGCACACCAACAAGCCAAUUCAAUUGAAAAGGCAGUUCUCCUUAACAUUGCCCAGUUUUGCUAUGAAUACCUCAACACUUAUUUGUUGGAACAGAACGAUCCCCGUUCCAUUGUUGCAUUUGCAAAAUCACAUCCAUUCAUUUUAAUCGAGGAUCACUUUGUAAAUGUGAGGUCAGUGGCCAGAAAUGAAGAAUAUGAGGUGAAACCAUAUCUCUAUAUCCUACCAGCCAUCUUCUCUAAAUUUGAGAGGCUCUGGGACUGUAUUGGUAUUACAAAACUAUUUACGAAAGAGCAAUUUGUGGCUGCACUUGAGAAUAUUAAAGCUUUCUAUGGAUCUCAGCCUCUUUCUGCUUCAGACCUUCAUAAAUGUGUUUCAAUACUCAUGAAAUGGCUGUUAAAAGUAAAUAAUGAUAAGUUAGAACAUUGUCUCAUACCUGAUGAAAGUGGCGUGCUGACAUAUUCUAAUGAGCUCAAAUUUAAUGACAGUCAAUGGAUUCCUGUUUUGGCUGGUGUCAAGCUCACCCAUGAAUUGAUACCUCGAGCAGUUGCAUGUCAUUUUGGUGUUGUGACAACAAGACACCAUACCCUGAAAAAUCAUUUGGUCAGUGGAUUUUCUCUUAUUGCCAAAGAGUUCGGACAAACUGAGAAGUUAACUGUCAGAAUUAAAAACAUAAUUGAUGCAUAUCCAUCUAAAAAGGAUAUUCUGAAAGAGCUCAUUCAAAAUGCAGACGAUGCAGAGGCAACAGAAAUUCACUUUGUAUGGGACAAAAGAACACAUCCAACUACAAAAAUAUUUGAAACAAAAUGGGAACUGGCUCAAGGCCCAGCACUUUGUGUAUACAACAACAGAACAUUUUCUGAAGCUGAUAUUCAAGGUAUUCAACAGCUGGGGGAAGGAGGAAAACGUGACACUUUAGGAAAGACUGGGAAAUAUGGACUUGGGUUCAAUUCUGUGUAUCAUUUAACAGAUUGUCCUUCUAUCCUGUCCGGUGACAAAUGGCUCUGCAUUUCUGAUCCAAAUCUGAAAUAUGUGGACAAUGCAACACAGCAGUCCCCAGGGUGCAUGUAUUCAAUGACAGAUGAAUUUAAGAUGUCUUUUGAGGAUGUUUAUUCUACAUUUCUACCAGAAAUGUUUACACUUAAUUCUGGAACCAUGUUCAGGCUCCCUCUCAGGACAGAACAAAUGGCAGAAGAAUCUGAAAUUUCUAGGCGUAUAGUCAAAGACGAUGACAUGAAGGAAUUUUACUAUGCCUUGACUGAAGAUCCCGAGGGUCUAAUUCUCUUCCUGAAAUACAUCACAAAAAUACAGUUCUCAGAGAUCAGUAAAGAUGGAAAACUAAAAUGUACUUUCAUUAUUGAUAGAAAAUACACAGAAAAGAACAUGGUACUAAAGGAAAAUUUUGACAACCAUGUUCGGAAAUCCCUCAUGUCAGGGAUACCAGAACCAUGCAAAACCAUCUACAGCAUGCAGAUCUCAAAUGGAGAAAAGCAAAGUCAGUGGAUCAUUGCAGAAUGCUUUGGCUCUUUGAAACAAAACCAUGUGAGCGAAAACAAGCAGAUGAACUUCAAAGUUCCUCAAGCAGCAUUGGCUGUAUGUUUUAGCAGCAUGUUUAAGCAUAAUUUCAUUGGUAGGGCAUUUUGUUCUUUGCCUUUGCCUGGACAAACUGGUUUACCAAUACACGUGAAUGCCAAUUUUGAAGUAGACUCUUCUAGAAGGGACUUGUGGAAAGAAGAUGGUGAUAGUCUGAAAACUGAAUGGAACCAGUCCUUGAAAGUAAACAUCAUUUCACCACUCUAUGCUGACCUCCUAUUACACCUCUGUACAGUCAUGAAGAAAGAUAAACCCACUAAUCUUGUGUACCUCAACACGGAGCUAGAGACUUCCUGCCUUAAAUACUUUCCAUGCAAUUCGAAGGAAGUAGACAAAGUCUGGCAUGAGAUGGUCCAUGAGGUGUAUAGAUCAGUCAACGAACGUGAACUUUCUGUCAUACCAACCAUUCACGCUGUUGCAGACAAGUCAUCAUAUCAUGCCAACAUCACAUCACUACCAAAAUACACAGUGAACUGGUGCAGUGUUUCUAAACCAGAUUCAGUGGAUUGUCCACAUUUUACAACUAAGGACCAUGAAGGCAUUUUAGAAAUUUUAGAUGACCUUGGUAUGAAAUUGGUACCACCGUCUUUUAAAAUACAUCAAAUAAAAGGUAAUUUCAAAGCAGCUGGUGUGAAUGUGUCAGAAGUCAGUGCUUCAGCAGUGGUGAAGUUCUUGAAGCAAAUAUCAGUGAAUGACCCUAAACAGACAACAAAUGGUUUGCCUUUGCCCAUUAACCAGACAUUGAUCAAAGACAAAAAAAGAUGUUCAAAACUUUUGAGCUUCUGCUUGACCAGUUAUGAUGUGAAAAAAGCUGUCCCUGACCUCAAUAAGGUGCCUCUACUCCUCACCCAAGAUCAAUUUUUAAGAGUCUUCAACUCAAAAUCCCCAAAGCUAAUAUCAAGUUUUAACAGCCUUUUCCAUGGACAUCAGGAAAUGUUUGCAGACAUUGAAGUCAGUGCAUCACACUACAUCCAAUCUCUGCGAGAAGGAAACUUCAUUAAGGACUUGACAGUUGCUAUUGGAGCAGACUACUUAAAAGCAGAACUUGCGCAACUGCUCAGGCUGUUGGUACCUGAUCAAAAGUGUCAACUCUACAAGGCAGAGAAGGAGAUAAUCACAUGGCUAAAAAUUUUAUGGAGCUUUUUUAAUGAUCAAGACCGAAUCACCCAAAAUGGAAAGCCGAACGUCUACAGUGAGAUUAAAAAGCACUUCAAUGACAGUCCUAUUCUUCCAGUUAUCUGCCCAAUUCAGAAUAAUACGCAUUUCUUACAAACAAUGAGUAAUGUAUCAAAAGUGAUUCUGAAUUCAGAUGAAAAAAUAGGAACCAUUCUCAUUAAACUUGGGUUCAUGGAAUUAGACAGCAUCUUUUUCAUUGGUCACACUGAAUUCCGUUUCAUUAAUCUGUAUCCUGAACUCCUGAAUACAAGAGACAGCAGUGCUGUUUUGCAGCAGGUUUAUCAUGCAUCUCAUUCACAGUUUGAGGAGCUGUCUGAUGGUGAACGUGAAGAGCUUCAACGCUUCUUGCAGCAUGGGAUUCGAGAUUCCAAAAACAAGAGUGAAUAUGCAAGGAUGCUCAAGUCUUUGCCCCUGUUUGAGUCGAUAUCUGGCAAACGCAUAAAGAUUGACGGAUCUGUAUUCAUUCUGAAUUCUAAGCAUUACUUUGACUUUCCAAACCUGUUCACUGUAGAAGGGUGUGGAAGUAUUUUUCUUAAGAACAGCUCCCUGAACAAAGAAUUGACAGAAAGUCUUAAUAUUCCGAUUUUAGAUGAUACGGAUUUCUGUGUACGGUUUAUUCUUCCUUCUUUGCAUACGAUGAAAGAGGCCAAACUUCUUGAUUUAAUUCGGUUGGUAGUGGAACUUGGACCGGUGGAUGACAAGAUUGUCUCUGCAUUGAAAGGGAUCUCAUUUAUUCGAGACAUGCAUGGCUCUCUUCAGGUGGCUGCAAACUUCUAUGAUGAGAAAGUACCUCUUUACAAAAUCAUGCUUCCAGAAGAGAGAUUUGUGCAAGAACAGUUUUGGGACAUUUUCAAAGAUAAACGUUCUGAAGCACUGUGUCUUCUGAAGACCAUUGGGUUAAAACAUAAAGUGUCAGAUGAGGAAAUCAUUGAGUUUGCAUCUCAAAUUGAAUCUGAAAUUAGAGGCACCACUUCCCUUGAUGUUCUUAAGGAAAGAUCAAAACUGUUGUUUGAGACUGUUUUAAAGAAGAGUAGUGGGAAAAACUCUACUCUUUUGAACAGAAUUGCUACCAUUAAAUUCAUUUUCCCAGUGGACAUUCAGCCAGCACUUUGUGAUUAUCACAAGGCAUUUGCUCAAGAGAGAGAGGUUGUUCCAAUCAGUGGAUCUUUAAUUGAAAGAGACACUGAUCACCAGUAUUUCAUAUGGACAUCCAUGCCAAUACUGCCUUUAGAACACUGCUCUACUAAAAUCAUAGAGAAAAUUCAGAAGGCUGGAGCAUUGGAAACCCCACUGCCUGAACAAAUCGCUAAUAAUCUGAGAAACAUAUGUAGUUCCCCGUGCCAAACAGACAGUUUGCUGAAAACAAGAGAGAAAGUGUUUAGCAAAACGUAUGCAUACCUGCAGUCGGUGACAUUUGAUGCCUCUCUGUACUCAGACCUCCCCAUUAUCUUGGUGGAAAAAGGGACAACACUUGUGAAAGCCCAGCAGACAGCCCUUGUGCUAAAGAAUGCUCUUGAGUUUAGACCUUAUUUGUACAACAUCCCCUCAGAUUAUAUGAAAUUUGAAGACUUCUUCAAGAAGAUUGGCUUAAAUGAGAGACCCACAAUUGAACAAUACAAUACUGUUCUUCAAGAAAUCUAUUCAGAUAGCUCUGACAAAGACAAGCUUCAGGCAAAUCAGCAGAAAACAGCACAGCGUGCUGUACAGCAGCUGUUUUGUCUGAUGAAAGAGGAACAGAAGGAAACACUUUUCCAAAACUCCCCACUUUAUCUUCCAUCAACAGAUGGAAGACUCUACAAAUCAAGCACAUUGUUUUUCAAUGAUACUGUCUUCCAGGCCUCAAGACUAGAGGGUCCUUUGGAAACAAAACUGAAAUUACUUGAAAAAUUAAACCACUGCCACCUUGGAGAUGAUCACUAUGAACAUCAAAAAUAUGUGCAGUUGCUUCCUCUGCAAGCCCGUCCCAAAUUUCUUUCUGAUGUAAUUUCCGAAAACCUGGAUGGAACAAGUGUCCAAUAUUGCGAUUUUAAAGAGGGCUGUGAAUUUGGUAGUUGGUUUGAAGAUCACUUGUGUUCUGCUGCAUUUCUUCACGGUUUAGCCUGUCUCAUCAGAGAAGAGAGCAAUGGUGAGAUUUCACAGUCUGAAGCUACUCAAAUGUGUGGGAUGCUCUUUUCUAAGAUUCAAAUGAUCUGUUGCAAAACUCUUCAAACUGAGAUUCUGUUAAACCUGGAGCCACUUGAGGGUAGCAAGACUGAAACAGAUGUUUAUGUGAAAAAACAGCAAGAUGGAUGUACGUUCUACUUGAAACACCACGAUGACAUGGCCCACAAAGUAGUAAAUGAAGUUACCAUGUGUCUUACCAAAGAAAUAAAUGCACUUCUGAAGAACUCUCUGGCCACCUCAAGGCUUCCAGUCCUUGGGCAACUUCUGUACUGUGAUAACAUGGAGGAUGUUGAGAAAGUUUUGUCAAAACAUUGCAUUCAUAACACUGGCCACAAAGAGGAAGGACACGGUGUCUUACCUGAACCUGGAUGUCGUGUACCUGAAGAAUGGCAUGAUUGCCUUGAUAUGAGCUUCCUGAACAAUUUUGAAAGUGGAGAGUAUGUUGGCUUCAGUAAAGAUGAAUCGGGUGAAUAUUUCUAUGCUAUUAUUAUAGAGCGACUGGAUGAUUCAUUGGAACAAACAAGACAAUAUCCUGCUAGAUAUAAAAUACAAUUGGGCUGUGAUGACUUCAUUGAAGUAAGCUCUCUUGACCUGUACCAAUUUAAAAGGGAAAAGAAGGAAAGAAUGCCAACAUGGUCCACUUGCACAGAUGUACAACCUCUUUUAACAUCUGUGCCUCCACCCAACAGUUGCACAUCUGAGCCUGCACCCUCUAGAGUCACACCUGAGCCUCCACUCAGAAAAGCCUUUCCACAGACAUUGGAAGAGGCCAAAAAAGAAAUUGACCAAAGCUUAAAAGAAAUCUGGAAUAUGUCGAGUGAGGACAAACGCAAAGCCCUUAAACGUCUUUACCUCCAGUGGCAUCCAGAUAAAAACCCAGGCAACGAAGAGCUUUCCACUGAGGCUUUCAAAUACCUGCAAACUAGAAUUGAAGAACUGCAACAAGGGAAAACUGCACAUAACACAUCCUCGAAUGGGAGAGACUUCAGCGAUUACUUUUACCAGUGGAACACAGAGGCACAAAGCCACAGGAGAGGACGUGAGAGGUUCCACAAGAACAAUUAUAGACGGAACUAUAACUUUUGGUCACACCACAGAGAAACUCCAAGGCCAGACAGAGAGGAGGCUAAACGCUGGUAUGAACAGGCACGAUGUGACAUUAGUGCUGCUCACAAUGACACUGGAGGAGAUACCUCGGAAUGGUGUCUGUUUAAGGUACACCAGGCUGUGGAAAAAGCCCUGAUAGCGGUGGUGUACAGGAAAAUAGGACAGCGUUCCAACAGCAGUUCAAUAACAUGUCUUGCUCAGCAGGUGUCUUACUACAGCUCACAGUUGAGUUCUGUUCCCGUUACUGUGAGACAACUGAUUGAACUUGGUGUUGAUGCUAAAAAAACUCAAUAUCCAAAUUAUCACCAAUCUCCUCACAUUCCAAACAGACAGUACAAUGUUGAGAAUGCCAGAAAGGCUCUGGACAUCGCAAAAGAGCUUUUAUCGAAAGUAGACCAAUACAUCAAUGGAUUUCUCUAAACUUGUGAAUUUAUUCAGUUAAGCCAGUCAUCAGGAUAUCUUUAUAAGUAAAAUAUAAGUACAGUUAUAUAAGUGAUAUUCUGAUCACAUAUUUUCUAAUGAAAUGCGAGGCACUGGUGAUGGUUUUGUGUAGGUAUAUAUUUUGGCAGUUUUGUCUAUUUAGUACUACUAUUAUGCAUUAUGGAAAUGCUUUCUUGUAAUGACUCUUUUUAAUAUUUUGAUAAUGAAAGUUAUAUGUACUGGAUAUUGCUUUAUGCAGGAAUAUGUUUAGGUUGGUGGAGGUUAAUUUUUAUUUGUAUUUUUGGUCUACUUCAUAUUACUAUUAUGAGGUUUUCUUUUAAUGACUCUUUGUAAUCUUCAUUUGAUAAUGAAGAUGAAAGUCAUUGGAUUUUGUUUUCCAUAUUUUUGGAAUCCAUAUGUUUUGGUGGGUGGGUUUUUUAAAGUCUUUUUUGUCUAUUAAGUACUACUGUUUUGCAUAAUGGAAACGUGUUCUUGUAACACCUACUUAAGCAUCAUUUGAUCAUGAAAAUCAGAAACACUGGAUUGUUUUAUGCAGGCAUGUUUUGUUGGGUGGAGGUUAGUUUUUCUUUUUUUUGCCUUUGUCUAUUUAGUAAAACUGUAAUUCAUUAUGGAAAUGUAUUCUUGCAAAAACUGUUUCACAAAAUUAUUAAGAUUUUUCUCACGUGUAAUAAUAUAUACAUAACCUACUUAAAAUCUGCUAAUAAACUUCAGUA